CAAAAAAAAAAAAAACUUUAUGGAGCAAUCAGAUCUCAUCGAAAACAAAAUCGAAACCAUUGCUACCUUUCUGAUGAAAAAAACCAGUAACAACUCCUCCAAAUCGGAAACAUAACCGUCUCCAAUCACACCCACACUUUGAAUGGCAUCAUGGAAACUAAUCUCAUCAACAACAAUCAAAAACACAUCUCUCUCCCUCACCCUAAUCUCCACUCUCCUCUUCUUCCUCUUCCUCACUCCCACUCCACCCUCCCCAACUCCUAACCGCUCCCUCCUCUCCAUCUCCAACAACCUCCCAACAACCUCAACAACCUCAUGCCACCACCACAACAACAACCAAAAUUACUAUUUUACCCUCCAUUUCUGCAUCUUCAACCAAAACAACCUCUUCACAAUCCCAACCCUCUCCCUCCUCAUCCUCCUCCACUUCUACAUCCUCAUCACAACCGCCCAGUCCCACUUCUCCACCGUCACCACCAAACUCGCCGACCGCCUCCGCCUCUCCCCCUCCAUGGCCGCCGUCACUCUCCUCGCCCUCGGCAACGGCGCCCCCGACGUCUUCGCCUCCGUCGCCGCCCUCCGCGCCGGCCAGUACCGCACCGGCUUCGGGGCGAUACUCUCCGCGGGGACGUUCGUCUCGGCCUUCGUCGUCGGGUUCGUGGCGAUCCACGCGGCGCCGUUCAGCGUCGACGCGGCGUCGUUUGUGAGGGAUGUGGUGUUUUAUUUGGUUGGGGCGAGUUUCUUGUUUUGUGUGUAUUUGAGUGGAGAGAUAUUUGUGUGGCAGGCGGUUGGGUUCGUUGGGUUUUAUGUUUUCUUCGUUGGGUUUGUGUUUUGGAUGGAUUUUGGGAGUGUUGUUGAGGUUAGAGGGAAGGUUGUUGGUAUUAGUGAGGAAGAGAAGGAUUUGUUGAGGGUUAGUAAUGAUUGUGAGAUUGGUGGUGGUGAGAGCUUUAAAGGUGAGAAAGAAGGUCGGUUUUCAGGCAUUUUUCGGCUUUAUGGGAAGAUAUCAAGGAUGUGGGAGACUCCUGUAUCAGUUCUUUUGUUGCUUACGAUCCCAAAAACUUCUCCUUCUGAAUGGUCCAGGUUUUACCGAUCUGCCAACAUUGUUUUCUGUCCUCUUGCCCUUUUGUACGCUUGCAACUCAUUUGUACCACUAAACCAUCCAAUCUCAUUCCUCUUCCCAAACACCCAUCUCCCACUUUGGCUUGUCGUUCUCUUCAUGACGUCUUCCCUUGCUUUCCUUCACUUCACAAUCGAAAAACAACCUCCCAAAACCGAGCAAAUGCCAGUCAUCGUGGUAGCUUUCAUAAUGAGCGUUUUCUGGAUAUCAACAAUUGCUGGGGAGCUUCUCAACUGCUUGGCUGCGCUUGGAACCCUCCUCGAACUGCCUCCAGCUCUCCUUGGCCUAACCGUCCUUGCUUGGGGAAACUCUGUUGGUGAUCUUGUUGCUGACGUUGCAGUUGCAAAAGCUGGUCGACCAGCAAUGGCAAUGGCCGGUUGCUUUGCGGGUCCAAUGUUUAAUAUGCUCGUUGGACUAGGAACAGCCUUGGUGAUGCAAACAGCUAAUGUGUAUCCAAACGCUUACCAACUUGGAUUCCAUGUUGGUAUUGUGAUAGCUUUCGUCUUCUUGUUGCUUAGUCUAAUGGGAUCACUGUUGGUUAUAACAUGGUCUAGAUUCCGAGUUCCGAGAUUCUGGGGGGUCUGUCUUGUAGGACUCUAUGUAGUCUUCACGUUUGUUAGUUUGCUCAUUGCCACAUUUUCAACCUGAUCAUAUGCUCAAAUCUUGGAUCAACCAUAGCUUCAUUGUUUUGUUGUUGUUGUGAUCAUUUGUCAAGCAGAUUAGGAAAGUCUGAUAGAUAGGUUAAAUACAUGUGAAGAGCAAAGUAUAUGCAUAUGAUUUUUUUUGGAGAAGAUUGUAUUCCUAUUAUUUUCAGAAAGUUAAUAACAAACAAACAUUCAUAGUUCAUACUACAUUUGGUUUAGUGGACUGGUUCCUUUUUCUAUUGAUUGUAAUGUAUUUAUGCAUAAUUUAUGUAUAAAACCACACAUUUGUAAGUUUAACCAACGUUUUUUGUCUUGACCAAAAAAAGAAAACCAACGUUCCCUUUUUU
Molecule: messenger RNA, 2108 nt
Organism: Eruca vesicaria subsp. sativa (arugula)
Lineage: Eukaryota; Viridiplantae; Streptophyta; Magnoliopsida; Brassicales; Brassicaceae
Source: the annotation of a GenBank genome assembly